AUGUUUGCUGCGCCAAACACGUAUAAGGUUUUAUUUUUUGAUUAUAUAAGCUAUUUUGUGAAAAAUGACGAUUUCUUAGCAGAAUAUAAUGAAGCAAAAUUUCAUAUUAAAAUUAAAGUUGGUGAUAUAGUUGAGAUAAAAGAGAACAGUAAUUCAGAUAAUAAAUCAUUUGCAAUGGUCAAGGCGAUUGUCACUCAUCGAGCAAAUGAUGGCAAAGUUUACGCUUUUUUUAUUUUUAGCUGGUUUGAAGAUCUAAAAAGAACGCAUCCAAUUCUACAAUAUGCACAAUUUCAGUUACGACGUGACAAUUUUCAACAGCAAUGUAUUUUCGCUAUCUCUAUAGUGGAUUAUUGA
This is a messenger RNA of Racocetra persica, 354 nucleotides long. The record is from the annotation of a GenBank genome assembly. NCBI's taxonomy places the organism in Eukaryota, Fungi, Glomeromycota, Glomeromycetes, Diversisporales, Gigasporaceae.